Molecule: messenger RNA, 1527 nt
Organism: Sparassis crispa
Lineage: Eukaryota; Fungi; Basidiomycota; Agaricomycetes; Polyporales; Sparassidaceae
Product: O-methylsterigmatocystin oxidoreductase
Exons: 17
Coding region: 1-1527 (508 amino acids)
Molecular function (GO): heme binding; oxidoreductase activity, acting on paired donors, with incorporation or reduction of molecular oxygen; iron ion binding
Source: RefSeq, a predicted model, not a curated record
AUGCAGCUAAUGACGAAUUCAAAGCUGCAUGAAUCUGUCCAUUCAAUAAAAGCCAUCCAUGGAGACCUAGUUCUCAUCUCUUCUAACCUGGAACUAUGGCGAGUUGCUUCUCGAUCACCUGUCUCCUUAACGCCACUACCCCCAAACAUUCACCAGGUCGACGUGUUUACAAAAUGGGCUGCAGAGUACGGAAACAUAUUUUACCUCAAAGUCCUGGGGAAGCCAAUAGUGGUGCUCAAUAGCUUCCAAACCGUAACUGAUCUCCUGGAGAAGAGGAGUGCCAUCUACAGUGAUCGAGCAGACUGCACGACAUACUCCUUGAUGGGAUUGGCAAGUGUGACAGCGCUGUCGCGAUACGGCGCGCAGUGGCGGCGGCAGAGGCGGAUGUUGCAAGAACCGCUGUUAGCCAAAAGCUGCAUCGCUCAUCAGGACAUGCAACUACGAGAAGUGGGAUUGAUGCUCAAGAACAUACUGACAUCAUCCGAGAAUUCUGGAUUAGCGAUUGAACGACUUGCUGCGGGGAUUAUGAUGGAACUCGCGUACGGCCACGAGGUGCUCUCCAACGAUGACGAAUACAUUAAGAUAGGUGAGGACGCGACACAUGCGGUGGAAGCCGGGGCUGCGGGGACGUCUCUGCUCGAUCUAUUACCAAUUCUGCAACACAUCCCGCCCUGGAUUCCCGGCUGUUCUUCGUUCACUGCGGCUGUUAGAAAGUGGCGCCCUGCGGUCUCAAGGCUGUACGACGUUCCAUUCGAUGCUGUUCUGGCGCAGAUGAAUGCUGGGACGGCUCGGCGGUCGUACACCUCUUCUCAUCUAGAGCGAUGUACUCAAGCAGGGGACCUCAGUGACGAGAACAUCCAUGAUAUCAAAAUAACUGCGGCUACGCUACUCAUAGGCGGCUUCGACACGACGUGGUCCAACCUCCUCUCGUUCGUUUAUGCAAUGCUACUCUUCCCUGACGCUCAACGGAAGGCGCGCGAAGAAAUUGACCGCGUUGUCGGCUCUGAAAGGCUCCCGGACUUCAGCGACCGCGCAGACCUACCGUAUAUAGAAUGUGUCUUGCAGGAGGUUGCACGGUGGCACCCUGUCUUUCCUUUCGGCAUUGCUCAUCGCACGAUUCAAGACGACGUAUACGACGGCAUGUUCAUACCAAAGGGAUCGCUCGUGAUUCCGAAUGUCACGGCAAUCAAUCGAGACGAGAAGAUCUAUCGUGAUCCGGAUAGGUUUUAUCCGGACAGGUUCUUGCCUGAACCGGCUGGAUAUGGGGAGACACAUUUCAGCACGGCAUUUGGGUUUGGUCGACGGAUUUGUCCCGGGCGUCAUCUCGCUGAUGGCACUGCAUGGCUCGCGAUGACAAACAUACUCGCUGUGUUUGAGAUCACUAACGCGGUUGGUGCAAAUGGCGAGAAAAUUGUUCCGAAUAUAGCAUUCACGGAGACCAUUACAAGCCAACCGGAACCGUUCAAGUGUGUAAUGGUCCCAAGAUCGGAGAAGGCGAAGGCGUUGAUUCUGGCUCAAUCUCACUGA